Molecule: messenger RNA, 1317 nt
Organism: Physeter macrocephalus (sperm whale)
Lineage: Eukaryota; Metazoa; Chordata; Mammalia; Artiodactyla; Physeteridae
Gene: NABP2
Product: nucleic acid binding protein 2
Exons: 7
Coding region: 193-990 (265 amino acids)
Biological process (GO): mitotic cell cycle checkpoint signaling; response to ionizing radiation; double-strand break repair via homologous recombination
Cellular component (GO): SOSS complex
Molecular function (GO): DNA binding
Source: RefSeq, a predicted model, not a curated record
GACUCAUGGUCAUGGGAGUGGAUAUGUAGUCAACAAGGCGACCACGGGGUGGGGAAUGGGGGAGUGUCUGACCGGACAACUUUGAUCUAGGGUUGCCCGCCUCUCCCAGUCGCACUCCUGACGUCUUUACGUCGGCCUUCCUAACACUUGUACAGUUCCCUGAAAUACCUAAGGGGAGAGGAGGGAGAUAAAAUGUCCCUCUUCCCGGGUUGUGGUUUGAUUUCCUUAGGGUACAGCACCAUGGCUGGGGGCGUGGGCGGGAGAGAACUUGAGCUCCGAGGAAAGUCAAGGUGGCGCCUAAAGCCCUCUAGGAGAAGUGGGGUGCUGAGUCUCGGGCAGCAUGACGACGGAGACCUUCGUGAAGGAUAUCAAGCCUGGGCUCAAGAACCUGAACCUCAUCUUCAUUGUGCUGGAGACAGGUGGCUCUGCUGGCGCGGCCGAGUGACCAAGACAAAGGACGGGCACGAGGUUCGGACCUGCAAAGUGGCAGACAAAACUGGCAGCAUCAAUAUCUCCGUCUGGGACGACGUGGGCAACCUGAUCCAGCCUGGGGAUAUUAUCCGGCUCACCAAAGGGUACGCUUCAGUGUUCAAAGGUUGUCUGACAUUGUACACUGGCCGUGGGGGUGAUCUUCAGAAGAUUGGAGAAUUCUGUAUGGUUUAUUCUGAGGUUCCUAACUUCAGUGAGCCAAAUCCAGAAUACAGUGCCCAACAGGCACCCAACAAGACGGUGCAGAACGACAGCAGCCCUACGGCUCCCCAGCCUACCGCCGGACCCCCUGCCACUUCUCCAGCCUCUGAGAGCCAGAACGGGAAUGGACUGAGCACCCCACCAGGUCCUGGUGGUGGUCCCCACCCCCCUCACACUCCCCCCCACCCCCCCACCCCCCGAAUUACCCGAAGCCAGCCCAACCACACGCCUGCCGGCCCUCCUGGCCCCUCCAGCAGCCCUGUCAGUAAUGGCAAAGAAACCCGGAGGAGCAAGAGAUAGCAAGACAUUCUUCCUCCCCGCCACCAGCCGCAACCCAAGUGUCUGCCAGAGAACACAGCUUUCUGCUGGGCUGCUAGCUUUGGGGGGCAGGGGGUGUGUAGGAGUAUUUUAGCCACUAAACUUCACUGGAGGGGUGGUGAGCAGCGGCCUUAUCCGCCCUCAGCCGGUAGUCCCCUCCUUGUCAGCUGAAGCGGCCUGUCCCCUGGGAGUCCGGGCCCUCUGCCUCCCCUCCUUCCUCUUUAGAAACGAUGGUUACAGUCUGUUUCUUGUGUGUUUGAUGUGGAAGUUUAAUUGAAUCCCUCCUUCCUAAUAAAUGUUACCACUCUG